Messenger RNA from Anopheles maculipalpis, 1724 nucleotides. RefSeq names its product choline/ethanolamine kinase. The record is from RefSeq and is a predicted model, not a curated record. Gene Ontology annotation, molecular function: ethanolamine kinase activity; choline kinase activity. NCBI's taxonomy places the organism in Eukaryota, Metazoa, Arthropoda, Insecta, Diptera, Culicidae. The coding region runs from base 9 to 1724 and encodes 571 amino acids. The transcript has 8 exons. Gene Ontology annotation, cellular component: cytoplasm. Gene Ontology annotation, biological process: phosphatidylethanolamine biosynthetic process; CDP-choline pathway.
AUAGCGCGAUGAAUAACCUCAUUGCAAAGAAGCGUCCAGAUCCGGUGGCGGAUUCACUGAAGCAGUUGUUAAAGGCCAACUCUCCGACGGAGAUGCGGGACAUUGCGGCACGGAUCUGUCGGGACUAUUUGACCGGUGCGUGGAAAACGAUAUCCGCCGAUGAGUUGCAGCUGAAGCGUAUCAGCGGUGGACUGUCCAACUUCCUGUACUACGUCAGCCUUCCGGAGCAUCACUAUUACAACAAUAACAAUGGUGGAACAAAAUCGAAUCCCAACUCGCGGAGAGGUUCCUUCGCAUCGGACCGCAUCGUUACGAAGACGUCCGGUAAGGCUAGAAAUGGUAGUAAGCGAGCCCGGAAGGAUAGUUGUGCUGGAUUGCUGGAACCGAAAGAGGUGCUGCUAAGAAUUUACGGUCAAACGCACGGGGAACAUGCACUGGAAACGAUGCUCACCGAAUCGGUAGUCUUUACACUGCUUAGCGAACGCAAACUGGGUCCAAAGCUGCACGGCAUCUUCCCCGGUGGCCGUAUCGAGCAGUACAUUCCGGCCCGGGCACUUUUAACAGCGGAACUAAGUGAUGCAAAAAUAUCGCUCAAAGUAGCGGAAAAGAUGGCCGCCAUCCACAGUAUGGACAUACCGGUAUCGAAGGAACCGGACUGGAUCUGGAACAAGAUGAACCGCUGGUUGAAGGGAAUCACGGGCAUACUGGAAACGAUCGAGCGUGAUCGUGCGAACGGUAAUACUGUGGUGAAGGGAGCAAUGGGUAAUGGGGACCAAUCGACGGGGAACACCGCCAAGCAGCAGGAGCAGGAGGACGAAAGCAUACUGACCGAGAUGGAUCUGGCGGGUGAGGUAGAAUGGUUACGAUCGGUGGUGGAGAGCGAAGAUUUUCCGGUCGUCUUUUGUCACAACGAUUUGCAGGAAGGCAACAUACUGCUGAGGCAGGACUUUACAACGAUGCACGACACCAGUACCUAUCGCGAAUGUUCAACGUUGGAUAACUUUGACGAGUCCACGCAGCUCGAUUCGCAUUUCAGUAGCAUCCUUAUAUCGAACGGUGUGGUGCCGCCUAACAAUGAAUCAAUUACUACAACCGAUGGAGGAAAUAUUCAUCUGAACCGAAUUUCGAGGAAACGCUCGCUGGAUCACGAUUCGAUGGAGAACGAUUUGGAUAAUACGCGCGAUUCCGUGCUGAGCGGCAACUCGCAAGCCCUCUCCGAUGCCAACUCCGCCUCGGACGGUGAACCGGAACUGAUGAUCAUCGAUUUCGAGUACUGUGCCUACAACUAUCGCGGGUUCGAUCUGGCCAAUCACUUCCUCGAGUGGACGUUCGAUUACACCAAUGCGCAGUCCCCAUACUUCUACCACAAGCUGGACCAGUAUCCAUCCGUCGAGCAACAGGAAAAAUUCAUCGUCGAGUACCUGAGCCAUCUAGCGCCACCGGAAGAUGGCGACGAGGAGGAAGAAGGACGCUCCAAACUGGGUUCGGCGACGGGCAGUGAGAUAGACGAGAUCGAGCAGGUUCGUCGAGAGGUGCAGUGUUUCACCAUGGCGUCCCACCUGUUCUGGAGUCUUUGGGCAAUUGUGAACGUGUACCAGGAGAUUGAGUUUGGAUACAUGGAGUACGCCAUUUGCCGACUAAAGCAGUACCAACAGGCGAAAAAGUGCUACCUCGAAACGAUGCACACUGGCGAAGAGCAAACACCGGUAGAUCCGGAGAAAUGA